Messenger RNA from Sinocyclocheilus grahami, 2044 nucleotides. Its product is annotated as endothelin-1 receptor-like. Gene Ontology annotation, biological process: enteric nervous system development; endothelin receptor signaling pathway; vasoconstriction. Bases 290 to 1558 code for a protein of 422 amino acids. The transcript has 8 exons. Gene Ontology annotation, molecular function: endothelin receptor activity. NCBI's taxonomy places the organism in Eukaryota, Metazoa, Chordata, Actinopteri, Cypriniformes, Cyprinidae. The record is from RefSeq and is a predicted model, not a curated record. Gene Ontology annotation, cellular component: plasma membrane.
CUCUCCACAGGAAAAGCUAGAGACAGAAUGCGCAGCCCCUUCACAGCAGCUCUGGUGCGUCGUGGCGUCCAAAUGGGAUCCUGCUACACUUUGAUAGUUGGUUAAUUACUCAUAUGAUACCACACAGAUGUCUGGGGGGCUCUAGCCGAAUAUUCGUCUCACUAACUCACUGACUGACUGACUGACGGGAUCCUGGGGAAGGCAGACAUUUAAGGAGCGCUGUGCUAAAUAGCCGUAAUCAGGCUCUUAUCACCUCAUCUGGAAAUCAAAGAGCGAACUGCGUUCUGCAAUGGGCAUUAUGACGCUACGAUUGUUUUUGCUAAUGGCCGUCCUGGUCACGGUUGGAACAUGUCACAUUAAUGGAACAGAGGAAGUCCUUCAAAACUUUACUACAUCCAAAAUCAAUGUGCAUAAAGGUUUCCAGCCCACAACCAGAAAAGCCCUGCUGGAUAACAAUACCAGACUGAAGGGGCCUCCAGCCUGCAAGGACCCCACUUCCAUCAAGCACUAUGUUAAGUAUAUUAACACAAUUAUUUCCUGUGCUGUGUUUGUGGUGGGAAUGGUGGGUAAUGCCACCUUGCUGAGGAUUAUUUACCAAAACAAGUGUAUGAGGAAUGGACCCAAUGCCCUCAUCGCCAGCCUGGCUCUUGGAGACCUCCUCUACAUCACCAUUGACAUCCCUAUCAAUGUCUACAAGCUACUUCUCACAAAAUGGCCAUUUGAUGACAACUCUUUUGGACUCUUCCUGUGUAAACUGGUGCCUUUCCUCCAGAAAGCAUCUGUUGGGAUUACAGUACUCAAUCUGUGUGCUUUGAGUGUGGACAGGUACAGGGCUGUAGCGUCCUGGAGCAGAGUGCAGGGGGUCGGCAUUCCCCUCUUCACUGCCAUUGAGAUCUUCUCCAUCUGGGUCAUGUCCAUCAUCUUGGCUGUGCCAGAGGCAGUGGUCUUCAACAUGGUCACCUUUACCUACAAGAACCAAACCUACCGCACUUGCAUGCUCAAGCCUGAAACUGACUUCACGAUGUUUUAUGUAAAUUGGAAAGACUGGUGGUUAUUUAGCUUUUACUUCUGUGUGCCACUGGCCUGCACAGCUAUUUUCUACACCCUCAUGACAUGUGAAAUGCUCAACCGCAGAAAUGGAAGCCUUCGGAUAGUUCUCAGCGAACACCUUAAACAGCGGCGUGAAGUGGCUAAAGCAGUCUUCUGUUUAGUGCUGAUCUUUGCUCUUUGCUGGUUCCCUCUUCAUCUCAGUAGACUGUUGAAGAAAAUGGUUUAUGCUCCAAAUGAUGAAAGACGUUGUGGCCUACUAAACUUCCUGUUGAUCAUGGAUUAUCUUGGCAUUAACUUGGCCACUGUGAACUCCUGCAUCAACCCCAUCAUCCUCUAUUUUGUGAGCAAGAAGUUCAAGAAUUGCUUUAAGUCAUGCUUGUGCUGUUGGUGUUACACCAAGAACCAGGUGUCCAGCUCAGGCCCAAUGAACGGCACUAGCAUUCAGUGCAAAAACCAUGAGCCCGGCAACCUCAAUACCGACAGAAGCCUCCGCAAAUACAGCGACUGAGAGGUGAAAGACUCACUACAGUCAGCCUACAUGCUUAAAACGCAUUAUAGAAGCGGACAUCAUCCAGUGUCAAACUUUGAGGUGGAAAACAUUGUAACAAUUCAUAUUCAUCCUGUGCUCUGCGCAGUAUCAGACUGUUUUUAUAUAUAGCAUCAGACCAGACAAUGGACCUGAUAUAUUUAAAGACUCCCGUAGACCUACAGCAGCUGCUCCCAGACUUUCAGAGGGUUGUUUUGAAGUGAGCUGUGUGAGAAGUGGUGGGAGUGAAGACCAACAGCAACAGGAUGCAGCUGAACCUAACAGCUACAAAUUAACCCUCAUCAGGAGCUUGACAUGUUUUCCUUAUGAAAACUCUUAAAUAUGAAGCUCUGGAUCGUCACUGUCCGACGUGAAAGGAACUUACCGAAAGGAAGAGUGAAGUGGUCAAUCUGUGUUUUCUGUGUUCCUACCCACGAGCUUUGCCAAAGAAACUCCCAGCAUGUCUUU